Molecule: messenger RNA, 1026 nt
Organism: Caenorhabditis angaria
Lineage: Eukaryota; Metazoa; Nematoda; Chromadorea; Rhabditida; Rhabditidae
Source: the annotation of a GenBank genome assembly
AUGUCCAAAGAUUUUGAGAUGUCUUUAUUCUUUGUAAUAACCCACGGAUUUAUUCUAAAUCAAGACUAUUAUAAUUGCACAGAUCCUGAGGCUAUUCAAGGAACUCGUAUCAAAUGGCCAUAUCUGGGAUGGUAUUUUAUCAUUUCCGGUGGCUUUUUUAUUAUCCUCUUUAUUCCAUGUAUUAUUGUUGGGCUCAGAAGUGAACUAAUCAAAUCGUCUUGUUAUAAGAUAAUGUUUCUCUCUUCAUCUUUUGAUAUUUUACAACUAAUAGCCGGAUCUCUUGCCACCGGAUUCUAUGGAAUUCAAGGCUCUAACUUUUGCGACUUCCCAAAAUCAAUUUUCUCCCUUGGUGCAAUCGGAUGUGGAGCCUGGUUUGGUGGAUGUAUCUCUUGUGUUACCCUAGCAAUCAACAGAUGUUGCGAUAUUGAUCCGAACUUGAAGCUACGAUGGAUUUUCAACGGGAAUAAAGUAUAUGUUCCACUUUUUCUAAUCAUGUUUUAUGCAUCUUGUGGCGCUUUAUUCACCAAACCACCAUUAUUCCGAUCUGAUUACAUGUCUUGGUUUUUUGAUCCUCGAGUGAAUAACCAUCCAGAAUUCUACACUAAUAUGCUAUUCACUAUGAAUAAUUGUUUGGUCUCAAUUUUCACAACGAGUUGCUAUGUUUAUCUUUGCAUUUUAUUGAGAUACAAAUCCAGACAUUCAACAAACUCAAAUGUGAUUAACAAAACGCAGAAACAGGUAUUCCUUCAAUCCGUGAUAAUUUGCUCUUUCAACGCAGUCGCUGCCUAUACCUACGUCUAUAUGCAAUAUUUCUACACUCCCCCAGUUGCAAUUAUACUUGGACAUAUUACCUGGCAAUUGAGUAAUGGAUCGGUUUCGAUUGUUUAUCUCACACUUAAUGGGACAAUCAAAAGAGGAGUUUAUAAAAUGAUAAUUCCAAAGAAGUUUCAAAAAGUGACAAUGGUUCAUAAUUCUGUCAGUCGUAUGAUGACUCGAUCAACUGUUGAUGUAAUUGUCAGAUUUUAA